Messenger RNA from Humulus lupulus (European hop), 535 nucleotides. Its product is annotated as nucleoside hydrolase 5-like. Gene Ontology annotation, molecular function: hydrolase activity, hydrolyzing N-glycosyl compounds. The coding region runs from base 1 to 510 and encodes 169 amino acids. Lineage: Eukaryota; Viridiplantae; Streptophyta; Magnoliopsida; Rosales; Cannabaceae. The transcript has 3 exons. The record is from RefSeq and is a predicted model, not a curated record.
AUGGUGUUGAAAAAAAACUUCUGGGUUGUUUUUGUUCUACUCCUUUUAGGAUUUGCAGCUAAUUUGCACACUGCAAAAUGCGCUCCUCGGCCUAGGCCUCGCCGGAUUCUCUUGGAUACAGAUGUUGAUACGAAUGAUUUCUUUGCUCUGCUCUACCUCUUAAAGCUUAACAGAUCAGAGUUUGAGUUAGAGGGUGUGACUAUCAACACAAAUGCCUGGACUAAUGCUGGACAUUCUGUGAAUCAAAUCUAUGACAUCCUUUACAUGAUGGGGCGUGAUGAUAUCGCUGUUGGAGUUGGCGGCGAAGGUGGAAUACUAAAAGAUGGUACCAUUCUUCCUAAUGUUGGUGGAUAUCUUCCCAUAAUAGAACAGGGUGUUACAACCACUGGGGGAUGUAGAUAUAGACAAGCUAUCCCAGUAGGUAUUGGAGGUCGUCUGGAUGUUGAUACAAAUUUUGGCAUUAGAAAAGCUUUUCUUCCUCAGGUAUAUAUAAACUUUUAUUUCCACUGAUCUGUUAUGCUUAUUCUAUGUAUGA